AUAAUUUCGAUAAGAUUUGGAAUGCUACCUAAUUUAACACAGAUAUGCUUAACAUCGCAACAAUUGCGAAUGUAUGGCAAUGAAGCUGAAAAAUAUCUUCAACGAUAUUUUUAUCCAUGCAUUAUUGUAUUUGGCAUUGCUGGAAAUUUGCUUAAUCUAACCGUUUUACUUAACAAAUCGAUGAGAAGCAGGUCGAAUUGUUUUCUAUCAGCUUUGGCAUUUUCUGAUAUUUUAUUUCUAAUUUUAAUGUCUCCAAAUAUCCUUGCAAAUUAUCCGAUUUUUACGCAUAGUUAUGCAUAUCGAUAUUUUUAUUUUCAUGCAAAGAUUCAUUUAAUUGCACUCGCAAAUUGGUCAUCAAGUGUUGCCAUUUGGUAA
Dracunculus medinensis (Guinea worm) is the source of this 375-nucleotide messenger RNA. Lineage: Eukaryota; Metazoa; Nematoda; Chromadorea; Rhabditida; Dracunculidae. The record is from the annotation of a GenBank genome assembly.